ACUCAAUCCUUUGCCCACUCGGGAAAUCUUCGCAGGCAUGAACGCACGCAUACAGGCGAGAAGUCGUUUAAAUACGAAAUAUGUGGUCAUUCAUUCCCGACGUGGAUUGGUACUGCCUCCACACAAACGGGAAAGCACGAAGAUAUCAACGGUGUCUACGGCCACGUAAACCACGGCAUGAAAACAUCAGGGGAACGAAGCCACAAGUGCGAAAUAUGCGGUAAUUUAUUUAAACAGAAGCAGCAUCUCGCGACACAUCGCCGUGUGCAUACGGGCGACAAGCCUUAUCAUUGCAGCGUAUGUGGUAAAUCAUUUUCAAGAAAGGAUAACCUUGAUGUACAUCGCCGCACUCACACAGGCAACACGCCCUAUAAUUGCGACUUAUGUGAUAAAUCAUUUUCGGUAAAGGGUAGUCUCGAUGCACAUCGCCGUACUCACACAGGCGAGAAGCCCUUGAAGUGCACGAUAUGCGCAAAAUCCUUCACACAGCAAGGACAUCUUCGUGUACAUGAACGUACUCAUACGGGCGAGAGGGCCUAUAAAUGCACGAUGUGUCAGCACUCGUCAACCACAUUGUCAGAUCUUAAAAAGCAUCAACGCACGCACAGAAACAAGAAACCGUGA
Molecule: messenger RNA, 624 nt
Organism: Rhipicephalus sanguineus (brown dog tick)
Lineage: Eukaryota; Metazoa; Arthropoda; Arachnida; Ixodida; Ixodidae
Product: zinc finger protein 782-like
Exons: 2
Biological process (GO): regulation of DNA-templated transcription
Molecular function (GO): RNA polymerase II cis-regulatory region sequence-specific DNA binding; DNA-binding transcription factor activity, RNA polymerase II-specific
Source: RefSeq, a predicted model, not a curated record